This is a messenger RNA of Mycena indigotica, 663 nucleotides long. RefSeq names its product Glutathione S-transferase. The record is from RefSeq and is a predicted model, not a curated record. Lineage: Eukaryota; Fungi; Basidiomycota; Agaricomycetes; Agaricales; Mycenaceae. The transcript has 4 exons. Gene Ontology annotation, molecular function: glutathione transferase activity; glutathione binding. Gene Ontology annotation, cellular component: cytoplasm. Bases 1 to 663 code for a protein of 220 amino acids.
AUGGUCGUCAAACUUUAUGCCGGUGCACGGGUCUCUGGCGGUAGCUCGAUUGUCGCGACAGUCUUGUUGGCGAAAAACAUCCCAUACGAACACAUCCUGGUCGACGUUCCCGGAAAACAGAAUAAAGGACCUGAGCACCUCGCUAUCCACCCGUUUGGCCAGAUCCCUGUCCUCGAUGAUAAUGGCUUUAUCCUUUACGAAACUCGCGCUAUAUGCAAGUACUUGGAGAACAAGUACCCCGGCCAUGGUCAACAGCUGGCUCCCGUGCCGACCGACGCCGAGGGACAGGCUAUUUUCGACCAGAUGUUGUCCGUCGAGGUCAACAAUUUCUACCGUCCGAUGUUCAAGAUCGUACAGGAAGUUGUGUUCAACAGGCUCUUUGGGAUCGAAGCCAAUCAGACCAAUAUUGAUCAAGGGGUCAAGGACCUCGGCACUACAUUGGAUGUUUACGAGACCGUUCUCGCGAAGCAGAAAUAUCUUACAGGUGGUCAAAUCUCGUUGGUCGACUUGUACCACCUCAUCUACACGCCUGGGUUGGCUCCAGCCGGAGUGGACAUCAUGACUCGUCCAGAGCGGCCCAAUGUGACUCGGUAUUUUGCCCCUCUCUUGUACUCACCCAUCCUUUGCUUAUCAAGUGUUGGUGUAGGUGGUGGAAUGACCUGA